This is a messenger RNA of Lasiodiplodia theobromae, 1710 nucleotides long. Its product is annotated as TPR domain-containing protein. Lineage: Eukaryota; Fungi; Ascomycota; Dothideomycetes; Botryosphaeriales; Botryosphaeriaceae. The record is from RefSeq and is a predicted model, not a curated record. The transcript has a single exon. Gene Ontology annotation, molecular function: protein binding. The coding region runs from base 1 to 1710 and encodes 569 amino acids. Gene Ontology annotation, cellular component: intracellular anatomical structure.
AUGACCAAUUACGAUGUCGACGUAACGCCGUUGGAUCCGAACAGCUACAAUUAUGACCUGGGGUCCUUCAGCCGGCCACUGAGUAGCAAGAGCAAUGAAGCACGGAUCUGGUUCAACCGCGGUCUGAAUUGGAUCUACGCUUUUAACCAUGAAGAAGCCUGCAUCUGUUUCGAACAGGCCAUCGCCCACGACCCCACCUCUGCCAUGGGUUAUUGGGGGAUUGCCUACGCGUCCGGUCCUAAUUAUAAUAAAGAGUGGGGCGCGUUCGACGAGAAGGAUCUGAAAGCCUCGUGGCGCAAAUGCCACGCGGCGUCUCAACGUGCCAAAGAGCGUCUCUCCACCGCAAGCGCCGUCGAGAAAGCACUCGUCGAUGCCAUCCAGUAUCGCUUUCCAGUGGGCCACGUGCCAGACGACCUUGCCGCUGCGAACGUGGCCUUCGCCGAUGCAAUGAAGGAGGUUCAUUCACGAUUCGGAGAUGACCUCGACGUCGUCGCAUUGUACGCCGACGCGCUGAUGGCCACCGCCCCCAAGAAACUGUUCGAAGCCGCCACCGGAAAGCCCAUCUUGUCGUCCCCGGUAUUCGAGGUCAAAGACACGCUCGAGCGCGGCCUGCAACUGCCCGGCGGCAUGGCCCACCCCGGCCUACUCCACCUGUACAUCCACCUGAUGGAGCGGUCCGCCACCCCCGAAGCCGCCCUCGUCGCCGCCGACGCUUUGCGCGACCUCAUCCCGGACGGCGGCCAUCUCCGCCACAUGCCCUCGCACAUCGACGUGCUGGUCGGCGACUACCGCCGCGCCAUCGCCAGCAACACGGCGGCGACGGUCGCUGACGACAAGUUCCUGGCCCACCGCGGCGGACAGAACUUCUACAGCUUCUACCGCCUGCACAACUACCACUCGCUCAUCUACGCCGCGAUGCUGGCCGGCCAGUCGCGCGUCGCGCUGGCCGCCACGAGCCGGAUGGAAGCCACCAUCACCGAGGAGCUGCUGCGCAUCGAGUCGCCGCCCAUGGCGAACUGGAUGGAGUUCUUCUGCGCGGUUCGGGUCCACGUCCUCAUCCGCUUCGGCAUGUGGGACGAGCUCAAGCGCCUGCCGCUGCCGCAGGACCAGGAGCUCUACUGCGUGACGACUGCCAUGACGUACUACGGCAAAGCCAUCGCGCACGCCGCCACCGGCGCCGUCGCCGCGGCCGACGAGCAGCGCGCGCUGUACCGCGCCGCGGCGCUGCGCGUGCCCCCCACGCGCCUCGACUUCCCGAACCGCAUCGUCGACAUCCUGCAGGUCGCGACGGCGAUGCUGGACGGCGAAAUCGCGUACCGCUGCGGCGAGUACGACGAGGCGUUCGGGCGGCUGCGCGACGCCAUCGCGGCCGAGGACGCGCUGUUGUAUACGGAGCCGUGGGGGUGGAUGGUGCCGGCGCGGCACGCGUACGGGGCGCUGGCGCUGGAGCAGGGGCGCGUCGAGGAGGCGGCGCGGGCGUAUGCGGAGGAUCUUGGUGUCGAUGAGGCGCUGACGCGCGCGCAUCAGCAUCCGAAUAAUGUGUGGGCGCUGCAUGGGUACCAUGAGUGUUUGGUGCGGAUGGGCCGCAAGGCUGAGGCGAGGAUGGUCGAGCAGCAGUUGAAGGUGGUGGCGGCGACGGCGGAUGUGGAGGUGCGGUCGUCGUGCUUUUGUAGGGUUGGUGAGAGGGGGGUGGAGGGGUGCUGUUCCUGA